GAAUUGGAAGCUCUAGAGUCGGCUCUGGGUUCAGCAGACUCUCCUGAGGCCUGGGAAAGUCGAGGCGGUGUUAACUCGGCCAGCUCUCGCUCGUCCUCAGGUCCGAGCCGCCAGGAGCGCAGCAGGCAGCUGUGGGAGGACAUCAGCACGGUGGAGGAAGAUUCCAGCAAACUCAACGCCCUGCAGCUACGGCUGGACGAGUCCCAGAAAGUCCUGCUGAAAGAGAGAGAAGACAAGCUGGCACUGAGUAAAAGCAUUGAGAGGCUGGAGGCCGACCUCAGUCAGUGGAAACUUAAAUACGAGGAGCUCAGCAAGAGCAAACAAGAGGCCCUCAAACAGCUGAACCUGCUGAAGGAAAUACACCAGGAUGAACUCGGCCGCAUAUCUGAAGACUUGGAGGAUGAACUGGGAGCCCGGACCAGUAUGGACAAGAAACUAGCCGAACUCCGAGCAGAGAUGGAGAGGCUGCAGGUGGAGAACGCUGCAGAGUGGGGGCGCAGGGAGUGUUUGGAAACAGAGAAACUUGCCCUGGAGAGGGACAACAAGAAGCUGAGGGCUCAGGUCGAGGACCUGGAGGAGCAAAUGGCAAAAAAACGCCGGCAGUCCGCCUCUGCACUGGACACCGACCUCAAAGCGAUCCAGACCGAGCUGUUUGAAAGAAACAAG
This is a messenger RNA of Labrus bergylta (ballan wrasse), 666 nucleotides long. The record is from RefSeq and is a predicted model, not a curated record. Lineage: Eukaryota; Metazoa; Chordata; Actinopteri; Labriformes; Labridae.